Messenger RNA from Closterium sp. NIES-65, 402 nucleotides. NCBI's taxonomy places the organism in Eukaryota, Viridiplantae, Streptophyta, Zygnematophyceae, Desmidiales, Closteriaceae. The record is from the annotation of a GenBank genome assembly.
AUGAAGGACUACGAAGUCCUUCGCGACGAGAAGGCCGAGUUCACAGAACCUUGCUUCGACCUCGGCCUCGCGUACGAGCUCGAUCGUCUGGGAAAAGGCGACAAGAUGAUCCUGAUCCGCGGUGCGAGUCUUCGCGCUGCCAGGACGGCGUCGAAGGCGGACCAUCUGAUUUUCGGGUCGGCCUUCGGCUUCGAAGCCCUCGCCAUCCCCCUGUGCACCAGUGGCGGACCUCUUCCCGGCAGGCACUGCAGCGUCCUGCUUGUUGUGCGCCCUGGCGACCUGCUUUUGCCCGACGAGGAGGAGAUCGGGACGUUCUACCGCCACCUCGACCCCAAAACCUCCUCCAAGCGGCACGAGGAGGAGGCAGCCAACGUUCUGAGGUGGGACAACGUCGACGGCUAG